AUGGCGGACCCUUUGUCGGUAGUCGCUAGUUCGUUUGCGGUUGUAGGUGUUGCCGACGUCGUACUGCGCGCUUGUCUCAAAUGCCACAAGCUCCUCGCCGACAUCGAGGAUGCGCCAGCAUCCAUCGAAGGCCUAAAGACCAGCUUGAGAAAUAACACUUCUCUGGUCGAAGCUCUGAAAAAGCACGUACAGGACAUAGAGGCUACUGCCUCUCCCGAGGACCGAGCCGAGCUAGGACCGGCAGUCGAGCAAUUCGGCAUCGCCGUCAAGUCGUUGCGUCGCGAAACGGAUAAACUGCUAGUUCGAUGUCUGAAGUAUAGCAAAAUGAAGAAAACCUGGGCAAACGUGAGGCAUGUACUUGCGGAGAAAGACAUACGCAAGACAACAGAGCAAGUAGAGCACGCCAAGGCUACACUCUCAGUCGUAUCCUCUCUUGUCGAAGGGUGCGUAUGA
Molecule: messenger RNA, 453 nt
Organism: Paraphaeosphaeria sporulosa
Lineage: Eukaryota; Fungi; Ascomycota; Dothideomycetes; Pleosporales; Didymosphaeriaceae
Exons: 1
Coding region: 1-453 (150 amino acids)
Source: RefSeq, a predicted model, not a curated record